CAAGGAACGAGUGAGUUCAUCCACCAACCUUGCUUGAGAGUUUGAGUGGCUAAACUCUUUCCUCUGCCUACAUUUCCCAGAAUUCUGGUUUAUCCUCAAUACCUGCUCACAAGUAUGGGAGUUUCACUACAUCAAAAUGAGUAAGACCUGGGAUGAAGCACGACAGUACUGCCGAGAGAAAUACACAGACCUCGCCAAGAUUGAGAGCAAAGAGGACAUCAGCAGACUGAACGCUCCUUUUUCCUACAGCUGGGUGUGGUUUGGACUCCGGGACGACCCAAAAUCCUGGAAAAACACAAUGGGUUCUGACGCAAACUCCUGGAGAUGGUCAACAACUGGAGAAACCGGACAAACUGCUUACCACACAUGGAGUUUGGGUGAACCAAACUACAGCGGCGCUAACGAAACAUGUGUAGUGAUGACCAGUACAGGACAGUGGGCUGACAGGACAUGCAGCCUGCAGAGAAACUUCAUCUGCUUCACCACCACAGAGAGAAAUGAGAAGAAAUACGUCUACAUCUCAGCCCAGGAAGCAUGGAGCUCUGCUCUGACGUACUGCAGAACGCACCACACAGACCUGGCGAUGAUCGAGAACAAGGCCCAAAAUGACGAAGCCCGAAAUGCAAACCCAACAGCCAGCGAAGUUUGGAUCGGUCUGUACCGAGUGCCGUGGAUCUGGGCCGACGAGAGCCAAACUCUCUUCCGACCGUGGCACUUCUCCCUGAAUAACUACGACGGCAAACAGCACUGUGCAUCUGAAAACAACGUCCACCAGUGGGGUGACGAAGACUGCAGUGUCAGGAGACCCUUCAUCUGCCAUCGAGUUUCAAGGAAGUUGACGACUGUGAGGAUAAAGUCUGUGACUGACGUUGACUGGACUGAUCCAGCUGUCAACUCCCAGGUCCUCCAGCAGAUUGCAAUUCCACCUAAAACCAAAGGUUUGUGUUCACCUGACUACAGCUACACAGAGAAGACCUUCCCUUUGUCUCCAAAGAACCCUGACCGCAUUGGUUCAGAUGCCCUCGUAUCUCUACCCUCAAGAAAUCACAAAUAA
Poecilia reticulata (guppy) is the source of this 1054-nucleotide messenger RNA. The record is from RefSeq and is a predicted model, not a curated record. Lineage: Eukaryota; Metazoa; Chordata; Actinopteri; Cyprinodontiformes; Poeciliidae.